AUCAGCAGCAUUGGCGAUAUUUGAGCAGCUCUAACAUUCUUAUCGCACAUCCCUAGCGCUUUAUACUGGUUGCUUUUUGUUGGUUGUUGUUGUUGUGGGUUGGAAAAUACAAUUAAAAUUUGAUUGCAAUAUUUAAAUAUUCAACGUAUCAAGACAACAACAACGCGGCGGGUGUCGGCGGCAAAAAUACCGAAGAAGCACAAAAAAGAAAAAUUUGCAAGGUGUUUGCGUCUGUGUGAGUGUGUGUGACAACGACGAGCGACGACUUUGCUGCUGCUUCUGGUGCGUGCGCGCUGUCGCAAGGGACCAACACACACGUCAAGUAUUUGUCAUAGUAUUGGUGUAUCCUUUGGCAUUUCUGCGAGCUUGGUUGGACGUGCGAGAGAAAAAUCGCUUUAACCAAAUCAUAAACAAGUGCAGCUGAAGUCGUUUUUAAAAAGCAAAAGCACACCAAAUACAAUGGAAAAGAGAAUAGAAUUGGAGAGACGCGCACGCAAAGCGAACCAGAUCACAGAAUUGAAUCUGGACAACUGCAGGAGUACAAGCAUUGUUGGCCUUACAGAUGAAUAUACCGCCUUGGAAACAUUAAGUUUGAUCAAUGUGGGCCUUACCACACUUAAAGGUUUCCCCAAGUUGCCCAAUUUAAAGAAAUUGGAAUUAUCCGAUAAUAGAAUUUCGAAUGGCCUCAACUAUCUAACGACCAGCCCACAAUUACAAUAUUUAAAUUUGUCUGGCAAUAAAAUCAAGGACUUGGAAACGUUGAAACCAUUGGAGGAAUUCAAAAAUUUGGCUGUUUUGGAUCUAUUCAAUAAUGAUGCCACCCAAGUGGAAAACUAUCGGGAGAAAAUCUUCAAGAUGUUACCAUCUUUAAGCUUUCUAGAUGGAUUCGAUUGCAACGAUGACGAGGUGCAAUCGGAGGGCGAUGACGAUGAGGAGGUCAAUGGCAAUGACUCCGAGGAUGACGUUUCUGGCGACGAUGAUGGCGACAGCGAUGAAAGCGACGACGAGGACAAUGGCGAUGUAUCACUGUCGGAGGUCUAUAAUGAUGAUCUAGAGGAAGACAAUUCCGAUUGGGAGGAAGGUGAGGGCGGCGAUGACGAUGAGGACGAGGAUUCCGAUAUUGAUGAGGCCGAUGGUGAGCCAAAUGAAUCGACUGCAUCGGUCAAUGCCAAUGAGAAGGAUGCUGAAAAGCCAGCCGAAGAGUCGACAGCCAGGGGCAAGAAGAGAAAGCAUGAUGGUUAAACAGCAUGAUCUACAACUGUAUCGUCUUUGUACGUUAUAAAUUUAAAUAUAUAUACACCAAUACACACACACACACACAAAAUACAGCAACAAGAACACACAUCAUAUUUUGAUAAAACAAAAGUGAAAAAUAAAACCACAACAAAGGAAGGAGGAAAAAAAUAAGAAGAGGGCCCCCUUAGAAAAAGAUAAAAAAAAAUUACAUUUGUUUCGUUACAUUUUAAGCUAAAUAUUCUAAACACACCCAAAAAAAAAAACCCGACAAAACAAAACAAAAUGUAAUAAUCAAAAGAUAAACAAAAGAUGAUAACAUUUAAGCGAAUACUAAAAACCACACAACAAUAACACAAACAACACACACAUACACACACACAACUAUAGAAAACGAACCCAAAUGUGGCAGUUCUACAAAUAAAAAACAAAAAAAAGGAAAAUUAAAAAAAAAUCACACACAAACAACAAAAUAGAUGGUUCCAAUUAAAUUCUUUUGGCAAUUGAAUUUGCAUUCUGAACACAUUGUAAAAUUGCUUAGCAUUAAGUUAAAAGUUUACCAAUAUAUGAUUAUAAAAUGUAAAAUUAAAGAAAUCCCACAAUUUACAUGAUGAUAAUGUUACAUUUGAACAAACAAAAUUUGCUAACUUGCGCCUAAAGUUGAUUCCUGAUUUCCAUUUUAAAUUUAAUUAUUUUAAAAAUCAUUUGCUGCUUCUCUCCGGUUUCGUGUUACAAACAAGUUCUACAACAUAAUUACUGCUAAGAAGGAUUUUUAACUAACUCUUAAGUCAUUCCUUUUUGAAUAUACACACACACAUACACAUAAAUUAGUUAAGCGCAAUUAUAAUUUAUACUUCCUUAUAUAAUGUCAACACAAUUAUUAUUCAUUGUUAACCACAUCCAUUCUCUAUAUACACGCAAAUUUGUUUAAACUAUAAACAUACUUUUAAGUACGUAAACUAUAUUAUCAAACAGAUUUGUUCCCAGUUCUUCAAAGGCAGUAGUAGCAUGUUUCGAUUACGGCAAGUAAAUGCAAUAUACAACAGUUUAGACAAGAGUA
Drosophila montana is the source of this 2293-nucleotide messenger RNA. It is a transcript of the gene Mapmodulin, whose product is annotated as mapmodulin. Gene Ontology annotation, cellular component: nucleus. Gene Ontology annotation, molecular function: histone binding. NCBI's taxonomy places the organism in Eukaryota, Metazoa, Arthropoda, Insecta, Diptera, Drosophilidae. The transcript has 7 exons. The record is from RefSeq and is a predicted model, not a curated record. The coding region runs from base 460 to 1242 and encodes 260 amino acids.